This is a messenger RNA of Sinocyclocheilus rhinocerous, 1568 nucleotides long. RefSeq lists its product as uncharacterized. The coding region runs from base 166 to 906 and encodes 246 amino acids. NCBI's taxonomy places the organism in Eukaryota, Metazoa, Chordata, Actinopteri, Cypriniformes, Cyprinidae. The record is from RefSeq and is a predicted model, not a curated record. The transcript has 7 exons.
UUCACCACACACCCCUGUCGUGACUGCUGAGGCGAGGCCAUUCAGACAACGAGCAACGAGAUGCACAAACAUCAGAUGAGGCUGUGAUGUCGAAACAACUUUCUGAGGAUAUUUCAAAAGGUUAAAUAGAAAGACUUCUAAUAGGGUCACAUCAGGCUGUCCAAUAUGAUGAAAGAUUGCCUUCAGUUCCUCAUUGAGCCAGCCAAGAAGCUCAAGUUUCGUCUGAAGGAGACGCGGAAGAGAGUGAAACAUGUGAAGAAAGAGCCGUUAACAGAGAGUCAGCUGUUUAUAAUGGAGCUCGCGCGAGAACUCGACAGGAUCUGUCAGAGGUCAGAUAUUCUGGCUCACAUUUGGACCGGAGAGGACGUAUGGCCUCCACAAGCCUGUCGAGAGUUCAUUGUGGAGACCGCCAACAUCCUGGAGAUGAAGGAAGAUACUGAGACGCCCAUGCAAGUUUAUGCUGAUCUGCAUCCAGAAAAGCGGGACUGGAAGAAUCAGUUACUCAGCAUGCUGGAGCAGGGAGGAGAAUAUGACUUGGGCCCGUACAAAAGGAUCAUUUUGGACUGGACCAGAGGACAGCGCAACAGACACCCGCACGGUAUCUGGCCGGGUGAGGCGGUGUUGAUGAUGCUGGAUGACGUGGAGCUGCAGUGGAAGCGGGGUCACCAGUCGCACCUGCAGUCUGCUGUGGAGCUGCUCAUAGGGGUCGUGCUUGGGGAACAUCUGGACAAGGUGAAGUCCUUCUAUGACACCCAGAAGCGUGCACACAUCUACACAUACAGCAAGAGGUUCACAGAGAAGCUUUACCCGGUGUUUGGGACGGUGGAGAUGGUCCGCGAGAUGGUGAUCAGGCCUGCAGACCUAAGGGAGCGAUGUCUCUGUAAGGGACAAUGUCUGUUCUGCUAAUAAUGAACGCACAAUCCUUAUGCACACGAAUGUGAAAAAAUUACACACACCAUAAAAUAACAGUAAUUGAUCAAUCCUUACAAAAAAUAGAAGCAUAGAGAGAAUUUGACAUUUUUUUUUAAAGUAGCUAAAGCUGUGAAAUCUGCACCACUAGCAUCAAGGAAAUGUUAAAAUACUGUUGUUAAACAAUCUGACUGAACAAACAGAGAGUCCUGCCCAAGACUUGUCACAGAGAGAGCUGCAGUGAUGACUUAUUUCUGUAGGCCAAUCUGGAAAGUUUGGAACCCCAUAGGAUUUUUCCACUGGCUUUUGUACUGAUGGUUACUCAAAGUUUUGGGAUUUUUACAGAAAAUAAGAUCUGUGACCAAAAAGUUCAUAUUCACAAAUGAACACAACUUUUGAAGCCUAAAUACAGUCACCAGAAGUAAAAAGCUAAAUGUAGCCUAUAAACUAACUACACCAUGGUUGCAUGACUUCAACGUCACAAAUGUCCUUCUUUCAGUAUUUAUUUAAAAUAUUUUUUCCCUGAAAGUUUGAGAAUAGUUUGAAAGACCAUGAUUAUAAAACCCAGUGAGGCUGCGAAAGCAGACAUGUGAGAAGAUGAGUUUACCUGUUCGGCGUGAUAUUUAACUUCUAUAGUCCCAUUUAGCCACUUGUUAGCA